AUGAACAGGAUUUGUCUAAAGACCCUGGUGAUUUUUAACGCAAGUAAAAAUAUUGUGAAACAUAGUGGACAGCCUUCUUUUAUAAUAUUUGGAAACUAUAAAGAGAGGGUGAAGUUCAAUAAGGCAAACUACAGCCUCACACUAAAGUACUUAGGCAAAGGGGACAGUGGACUCUAUGAAGCAAGAGUAACUGGUGAAGAUGAUGUAACUGUUGCUCAGUACAAAUUAACUGUGUUAGAUCCAGUGGAGAAUCCCUCCCUUAAUGUCUCUCCCCAACAAAGCAUUGACACCUGUAACGUGACUCUCACCUGCGAAAAGAAAGAGAAAAGUAGCGAAAACACGUUUGUUUUCCUCUUAUUGCACAUUAGUAAGAACUUUAUUAUUUGUAAUCAUAGCAGCCCCAUCAGCUGGAAAACUACGGAGAUGAAACAUGUAAAACAACUCUACCCUUCUAAAGGCCUAAGCAUGCAAACUAAGUAA
Clarias gariepinus (North African catfish) is the source of this 480-nucleotide messenger RNA. Its product is annotated as CD48 antigen-like. Lineage: Eukaryota; Metazoa; Chordata; Actinopteri; Siluriformes; Clariidae. The record is from RefSeq and is a predicted model, not a curated record.